GUGGCGACGAAUCGACACGGCACUAGCAUCGGUGCGCGCCAGCGAGCCAGCUCUAGCAUUGUUGUUUACCAUCCCGUAACAUAUUUCAUGAACCGACAGUUAUGAUGUUGCCGUUCGCGAAGCCGGUUCAUAAACUCAAGUUCAGGGCGUAAAAUCUCAUUAACGUUCCGUACUCGUUCGGUGAUUGGUGUGCUUCCGUCGUUGCUGGCUAAAUCUGGAUCCGUUUCGGAUUAGGGUCGGGAGACUUACUGGAACUAAUUUUGUGAGGUAAUCUGUUCAAGUUUCUUGUUUCUUGUAAAAAGAAAAAGAUUGGGCCUUAAACGAAAACGUGAAAUUUUCUGAAAGUGAUUCCUGAAUAAUUCCUAGAAUAAUUUUGGAGAAGGAAGGAGAGUACAGAUAAUACUUAUUUCACCGUAGUCAUCUCAUACUGCUCGGUGUCAGAGUAAAGUGACGUGUGAAUAUUUGCAUUUUGUCUUAGAAAUGAUUAAAAAAGUGUGACGGUGCAGAAAUUGAAAGAAAAUUGCGUUCAUGAGCUGUGGAUGCGUUUUAGUCAGCGAUGGGGCAAAAAUGAAAACUUAAAGUAGACGGAUCGUUCUCGGUGUCCAUCCGCUUUUGGUUUCGGUUGUGUCAACGUUGGUGGAAGGGAAAUAUCACGAAAACGAUAUAACUGCAACAUCGUGAGCUGAAUUUCGAAACUUGAGAAGUGUUAGUUUACCGGGAAAAAAUGUUAUCAGAUUUUCGAUGUAAGCAAACAGGAAACGAAGUGGUGGAAAAAUAACGAAAGCAAAUUCAAUCAAAGAGUCUUUCCGAGCUAGAUGGAUAGUGUGGUAGAAAAAAGAAAAAUAAGUGAUUACACAUUCUGUGGGGGUGAGCAUAUGGAACGAAACCUGUUAGAAGAUAGCAGCUCAUUAGAUGUCUGAGUGAUCGGAUUAUUCUCAGUUUCCAAAGUUAAUCAGGGUCUCCGCCUAGAUUAGGUCGAUUGAAUCAUUCUAUCGUGCUGUUGCCAAAGAGAACAAGAAGGAGCGGAAGCGAGACAAUUGUUGAACACGGAAGCUGCACAAUAAAGAACGCUUUGCGAAAUGUGACAACCCAAAAAAACAUCGAAGUAACACGACGAAGUGCAAAAACAGGAUGACCCAAAAAUGGAUAAAUUAUGUUACAUUUCCUCGCACCGAACCAAGCACGGAAAGAUAAACACGCACAGCCUAAAAGCUCUUGCCUGAAGGAGGAGAAAAAGGUUCAUUCGGCAAACCUUUUACCAACUGCUCCAUUCUCGCUUUUCCAUCAUCGGGGUGGAACACCUGGGUCAACACUUCGAGAAGACCGAUAUACUUCGUUUACAUCAACCGGACGCGACGACGAGCAGCCGGAAGGGUGGUCGGCGCUUACGACGGGAGCCAGUUGAUAUCAUAUUGCUACAAGCUAUCUUACCUGGCUCUUCAGAUUCAGAUGCUAGAACAACCGGUAGCUCUCCGAUGGGGUUUUAGUGGCAAGGGCACACCCCCUCUCGUUAGCCGGCCAGUCAGUAGCAUCCAGUACCACCGUUGACGACCAUCUAGAGGACAUCUGGGAAAUGUUGCCUUGUCACCUGUCAUGCUGCUACCAUUGACCACUCCUUCCAAUCGAAUGAAAUUGCUGAAAACACUCACUUAGUCAUUCAUUUACGCUUGAAUAGUUAGGUUACCGUGCGUGGAAGGAAGGAAGUUUGUUUUGGAUUUUCAGCGUGAAAUGCAUUUUUAGAUCGGAUACUUGUUGUGGGAUCGAGAAACCGUUUCGAAGUGUGAUAAUUGAGUAUUUUUUUUUUAUUACGAGUGGGAACGAAACAUAUGCAACAGCAUGGAUAGUAAUGGGUCGUACUUUCUGACUGCGGGAGGUUUGUUUGGAGAGAAUUUUUCUACGAAUGAUUUUGGGCUGGAAGCGAUGAAUGACACGGGUGGAGAAUACGAAAUGCCUCAUGCCAACUUCAGUUGCCCACCGACGGACAUGCCAACCACGUACACGGUAUUCAUGAUACUGUAUGCCGUCGUGUGUCUGGUCGGUGUCAUGGGAAAUACGCUGGUCAUCUAUGUGGUGCUCCGAUUUUCCAACAUGCAGACGGUGACCAACAUGUACAUUUUGAAUCUGGCGAUUGCGGACGAGUGCUUCCUGAUCGGUAUUCCGUUCCUGAUAGCAACGAUGCACAUGAAGCGUUGGGUUUUCGGUGGAGCCAUGUGCAAAGCCUACAUGGUCAGCACGUCGAUUACGCAAUUCACCUCUUCAAUAUUUCUGUUCAUCAUGUCUGCAGACCGAUAUAUAGCUAUUUGUCACCAUAUUUCAUCGCCCAAGUACCGGACGCCGCUGGUAUCGCGCAUAGUCUCCGCACUUGCUUGGCUAGCCUCGGCCCUAAUCAUGCUGCCAAUCAUGAUAUAUGGUGACAUCAUCGAGCUGCAGCCCAACAGCUACUCGUGUCAAAUUGUGUGGCCAGAAUCGCACGAACACAUACCCGGAUAUACGUUUACCCUGUACUCGCUCAUCCUGGGAUUUGUUGUGCCACUUUGCUUCAUAAUGACAUUUUACUGUCUCGUAAUUCGCAAACUUCGAAAUGUAGGCCCGAAAACGACCAACAAAUCACGAGGAAAACGACGUUCUCACCGAAAAGUAACGAAACUAGUACUCACCGUGAUAACCGUCUACAUACUUUGUUGGCUACCGUACUGGAUCUCGCAAGUAGCACUCAUCACUUCCCCCGAUGGAUCAUGCAGCACGCGCCUCGAUAUCAUUCUAUUUCUUCUGGUCGGUUGCUUAGGAUAUAUCAAUUCGGCCAUCAACCCCAUUCUUUACGCGUACCUUAGUGAAAAUUUCAAAAAGAGCUUUCUCAAGGCCUGUACUUGUGCCGCACGUGCUGAGGUAAACGCCCAAUUAAAAUUAGAAAAUAGCGUCAUGCCGAAGAGGUCCCGCACUCGAACCAACUCGGACACAACCCAAUUGACCACAUCAAAAGUGCAGCAUCGGCUGUUGAUUGAUCCGACCACUACGGCCACCACGACAACGACCGCUGCAUCAACCGUAUCCUCGCGGAAUCCCAGCCCACCGGUUGUUCAAAGAAGCUUAGCAAACAAUAACAAUAACAACCAUAACAGUAACACUAGUGGGAACAAUACGAAAAACUGUAACAACGAGCGAACGGCAGCAAACGCUCCCAACGGCCACAAUAGCGUAGGUGAAUUAGUGCAAUUGUCUUAAAUAUUAAAAUUAAAUUUAGUACGACUAUGAAAAUUUAUCGUUACCAGCACCAUACAACCACCCUCUUUGAGAGUAAAACCAUACCACGAUGAGAUGUGACUAAAUAGGAGGGAAAUCAAUUGUACAUUACACUACUGUCAUAAAUCAACAAGCGGCAAACAAAGUGAGAGAUAAACACUGUACAUAAAUUAGACUACGAAAAUUUCAAUUUUAUUGAAAAGCCAUUUAUAGGAUAGGAAUUCCGGGGCCUAGCCGCAAACACAUUUAUGUGCGAAAGUAAA
Molecule: messenger RNA, 3503 nt
Organism: Armigeres subalbatus
Lineage: Eukaryota; Metazoa; Arthropoda; Insecta; Diptera; Culicidae
Product: somatostatin receptor type 2-like
Exons: 4
Coding region: 1837-3222 (461 amino acids)
Biological process (GO): G protein-coupled receptor signaling pathway
Cellular component (GO): neuron projection; plasma membrane
Molecular function (GO): somatostatin receptor activity; peptide binding
Source: RefSeq, a predicted model, not a curated record